UUUGCUGUUACUGGCCCGAAGUUUCCGCCCCCUCGGGGGACUCGACUUCCCAUUGGCCAGUCUCGGGUCAGAUGACGAGCCCUCCUGCCUGGGCUGGGACUCUGGGCCGCCGAGGCAACAAGUUUCGCGGAGCAAGGGCUGCGCGGCCAGGUAGCAUCCUCAGCAGCAGAGCAGCAGAGGUAGCAUCCUCAUGCAGUCAUGGCCGCUAGCCCAGACUCCGACAACAGCUGGGUGCUUGCUGGAUCUGAGAGCCUGCCUGUGGAGACCCUGGGCCCAGAGUCUAGGAUGGACCCAGAAGCAGAGAGAGCUUCUCCUGUGGCUGAUGGGCCCUCAGCUGGAGAAGAGCCCACCCUUCAGCGUGACAGUGUCCAGGCUGACCCAACUCCACCCAAGGAGGAGAAGGCCAAGGGAACCCCAGAUACUGCUGUGGAAUCCCCUGGCCUUGAGAACACAGUGACCCAAGGUGAUUUGGAGAAGACCCCACUGGAGGCAGAGUUGGAUACACAGGACCCAGAGGGUCAGAGUACCUCACCAAGCCUGCCCUCCUCCCCUAAAACAGGCCUCACAGCCCUGUCCCCACCGCUCCCUCCAGUGUGGCCGAAGACAGAGGGCCGGUGUACCAGCAGUGAGGACGACACCGAUGUGGAUGUGGAGGGCCUUCGGAGACGGCGGGGCCGGGAGCAUCAGCCUGUGGCAUCCCUGGGUGUGGAGGAGCAGGCCGGGGACGAGGGUGCAAGCUGGGAGCUGGGCAUCUCCCUCAACAUGUGCCUUCUUGGGGCCCUGCUUCUGCUGGGCCUAGGGAUCCUUCUCUUCUCUGGUGGCCUGUCAGAAUCUGAGAAUGGACCUGGGGAGGAAGUAGAUUUGCAGGUCUUUCCAGAUUCUGGCUCUGACACCGAACUGCCUGAUGCCGUCCACAAACAGCAGAAUGGAGCAUCACAGCAGCCACUAGCUGCGGCAGCCCCCAACAGUGUCCCCAGCCUGCAGAGCAUGGUGCUUCUGCUGGACAAGCUGGCCAAGGAGAACCAGGACAUCCGGUUGCUACAGGCCCAGCUACAGAGCACUACUCAGCUCUGUCUGGUGGUGGUGCUGGGGAUUGAACCUGGCACUUUGGAGCCUCAGACCCAGAAGGAAGAGCUGCAGAGCCUGAUGCUGGAACCCAAAGGGCUGGAAGAGGAGAAUGCCCAGCUGCGGGGUGCGCUGCUGCAGGGUGAGGCCUCUCAGCGGGCCCUGGAAUUGGAGCUGCAGCAGUUGCGGGCGAGGCUGCAAGGGCUGGAAGCUGACUGUACCCGGGGCCCUGAUGGCGUGUGUCUCAGCUGGGGCUCCCAGCCUCGGAGCAACCCAGGGAGCCCAGGGCAGCAGCAGGGCCCCAGCUUGGCACAGCAGCGGCUGGAGAAUGAGGCGCAGGCCCUGAGGCGAGAGCUGGAGCGGCAGCGGCAGCUGCUGGGGGCAGUACAGCAGGACCUGGAGCAGGGCCUGAGGCACGCCGGCCAAGGGGACCUGACUCGGGUUGGUCUGGCUGAGCUGGGCCGCAGGCUAGCCCAGAAGCUGGAGGCCCUCCAGCACAGGGGUCCAGGGGAGGCUGGGGUCUCCACCAAUGCUUCAGGGGCCUGGCAGCAGGAACCCCGCACUGCAAGACCCCGAGAGAGGGGUAGGAGGGAGAUGUGGCACGAUGGCAAGCCAGGCGACCAGAGAAACCAGAGGCAUGAGCACUGGAAGUCAAAGAAGGAGGAGAGCAAGAAGAACUGGGGCGAUGAGGCCAGGGAGCCCCAGGGGCAGAAGGGAGGUGAGAGGAAGGAGGGCAAGUGGCAGGGUUCCCAGGAGCACCCUUGGAAAAGCCGGGGCCCCCAUUCUGGAGAGAAACAUGAACAUCCCCGGUGGAAGGAAGGUCCCAAAGACAGGGAGGCACUGUCACUCUGGGCCGAGCUGUCUAGGCACAAGUACCGAGCGCCCCAGGGCUGCUCGGGGGUGUGGGAGUGUGCAAGGCAGGAGGGCCUGACCUUUUUUGGCACUGAGCUGGCCCCCGUGAAGCAGCAGGAGCUGGCCUCCCUGCUGACAACUUACUUGGCCCGGCUGCCCUGGGCCAGGCCAUUAAGCAAGGAGCUGCCCCUGUCACCUACUUACUUCGGGGAGGAUGGGUUCUUCCGCCAUGACCGCCUCCACUUCCGGGACUUUGUGGAUGCCCUGGAGGACAGCCUGGAGGAGGUGGCUGUGCAGCAGACUGGUGAUGAUGAUGAGGUGGAUGACUUUGAGGACUUCAUCUACAGGCACUUCUUUGGAGAGAGAGCACAGAAGAAGAGGUCAGGGAAGAAGGAUAAGCACAAGCACAAGCACACAUGGAGCUCCAAAGUGGCAAGGCCCUGGGAGGAGCAUGGCCCUCGGCACCGGGACUGAGCUGAGGCGCCUCCCUGGCCUGGGGGCUGCCAGUCUGCCCGAAGGAUGCUGCUGGUUCACCAGAAAGAGCCACUGCCUUUCUCUACUCAGGCCUGUGGCCAGCUGACUGUGCAGGCUGUGGGAGAGAAGCUCUGCGUGUCGUGGAGGAGAGGAGUUUGGCCCUCUGAGCAUGAAGCCUUCGUGUGUGUGUGUGUGUGUGUGUGUGUGUGUGUGUGUGUGUGUGUUUCCACCUGCCUGAGACCAGGUGGGAGGCCCAGCACCAGGCCUCUCCCUUGGGCUCUCCUAAAAUUGGCAACCCUCACCUCACACUGUGACUAGGCACCCCACAGGACUUUCUGUGCAGUUCGCUAUACCAUGCUUUUGGAGUUGUGACAUGAGAGGUUCUAAGCUUUGAGGAGUCCCCAAACUUAUCCUAGGCACUGCCACUCACAUAACCCUCUAACUCCCCAGCAAACCUACCCUCCUCCCCACUCCCUGUUUUGCUACCUCCCUGGUGUAGACAGACAUCGUGUUGCUUGGGUUGUGUAGGGAGCCUUGGGUGCAAAUCCAGGCCAAGUGAAUGUGGAUGAGUGUGCCCAGGGUACCCAGGGCUGGAGGGCAGGUGAAUAAACCUUGGAUAUGCCAUGUAGAACUGUG
Erinaceus europaeus (western European hedgehog) is the source of this 3027-nucleotide messenger RNA. It is a transcript of the gene PBXIP1, whose product is annotated as PBX homeobox interacting protein 1. The record is from RefSeq and is a predicted model, not a curated record. The coding region runs from base 199 to 2391 and encodes 730 amino acids. The transcript is spliced from 12 exons. Lineage: Eukaryota; Metazoa; Chordata; Mammalia; Eulipotyphla; Erinaceidae.